UUCUACAGUGAAGAACUACAGCUCUAGAUGUUUCUUACUCUUGGAAUCCUUUAGUAAUUUAUUUCAGUGCAAUAAAGACUUUAGUUUACAAAUAAAAUAUCUAAAUGUAUCGAACAAUCAUAGAACUGUUACUAAGUAUGAUGCUAAAUUUGAUAAAAAUGAACAUAUUGACAACGAUGAAAACAUAUUGAAAAACUUCAUGAAAAAUCAACAUUUUAUAAACUAUAUACCCACCCAAGAUUACCUGAAGAGACACUAUAUGACAUUUCCUAUAUCGUCUGGAAAACGUCUGGCGUCUUUUCGUCCACUUUUGAACUCAGAGUUACCUGACUUUGUCUCUUUUACAAAACUCUCAUCUGGUGGUUUCUUUUAUCCUGGAAAUGGAUUGUACGUCAAAUGUAUAGGUUGCGAUAACUUGGUAGAGAUAAAUAGAUUCGAGAAUGAACCAUCAAGUGAAACCUAUCACAAGCCUGCUUGUAGGUUUAUCCAAACUGAAUCAAGAGAAAAUUCACACGAUAUCAGCGUUAGACCCCCGUCAACACAAGACGUCUCGGCCUCUUCAAGUCACAGGACAGACUCUCUCUAUCAAAGCACUGACCGCAGUCCAGUAAAUUCGGAUCAACUUGACCAAGUUCCUUUAACAGCAAGUCAAAUCUCAAAUGAACCACCGUCUCACCUGCCACGACCCCCCACCAAUUCAGUCUACCCUGUCUAUAGUGAUGCUGUGAAACGAUUGCAAUCGUUCGCCACCUGGCCUGCAAAUCAUUUUUUAUCGAUCAGUGUUCUCGUCAAUGCUGGAUUCUUCUUUGCAGGUUAUUCAGAUUGUGUUCGUUGUUACAGCUGUGGGCUUGGCCUGAGAUCCUGGAAGCCUGGCGAUGAUGUUGACGUUGAGCACAAAAGAUUUCGGCCAUCUUGUUCACUUCUUCAGCUCAAACAAAGAAACAAUGUAGCUAGCAAUGUAGCUAGCAAUGUAGCAAUCAAUAUUGCAAGCAAUGUAGCUAGCAAUGAUCCAUCAGUUUCAGCAAGACCAUUAGCGAAUGGAGACGCUCCUACACCAGACCCAGCAAUAAGAGACUCAAUUAGUAUUACUACCACUGAAGAACAGGUACCUGCACAGAAUGUAACAAGUCCAUUAUCCAUUAUACAUGACCUACCACCUGCCCCUGUAAGAAAUGGUCAGCCAGUGGCUUCAGCAUCACAAGCGUCUAGUGUGCAAAGAGACAUGAGAUCAGUGACCGAUGUUUCUAGGAAAUUAUUACAACGAGAAAAUGAAACCCUAAAACAGCAGAUGAAAUGUAAAUCCUGCCAGACAGCCGAUGUCCAAGAUUUAUUUGUACCUUGUGGACAUAUGUCCACUUGUAAGCAAUGUUCUAAUAAAUUUUCACAAUGUCCAGCUUGUGGGAAGAGAAUUCUGGGAACUGUUAAUGUUUAUUUUGCUUAAGAUAUCUCAUUGUUAAUAAUAUAUCAAUUAUAACAAUUUAGAAAACAGGUCACUAACACGGUUAAACUGUUUUGAAAUAGCCGAGUGAUAUUGGAUAUGUUGUUAUGUAAUCAGUAGCGGCCCUAGAGGGUUGCAAGUGGGGCAACCGCCCCAGGCCCCGCGCCUUAGGGGAGCCCCACGAUUGUAGAUUUCCUUGUCACCGUUAGCUUCGCAAUCCAGAUCAGUUCCCAUUAAUUAGGGCUUGUUGCUCAAUAGUUUGGAACUCUCCCCGCGUCUAUAUGAUACCACUUAAUGUUAAUGUUAGUAUAGCACGCUAGAGACAGAGACUUUAGAAUGAGACAGAAAGGGUCUGGGUGGAAAGAGAUUGAAAAGAUAAAAGAAAGAAUAAGUUCAACAAUCAAUAAUAAUAAUAAUUUCAUAAGUAUUUUUUAUUCUUUUUAAAUAAAUGUCGAAAGUCGAUUUUUGGCAUUAUUUAAAAGUAAUAUAUAGAAGAUUUAUAUCUGCUGGCAUUAGUUGGGAUGGUGUACUAUAUUAGUUUUGUUAUGUUUUGCAGAACACUAAGUGUAAAUUAUUGUUUAUAAUUUUAGAUUUACAAGAUAUUUUGUAGAGUAAGUGUGUAAGCGCUUCUUUUAUCUACAAUAAAAUGUUAGCCGUCGAAUUUUUUCGGCUAAACUAACAAUUAAUAUAUUUCUCUGUUAUAUAUAUUUUUAUAUGAAAAACGUAUACAUGGAACAGACAUUAUUGAUCUUUUCAAGAAUUCUUAUUUUGUAUCAAAUAUAAUUAAAUAAUUUAGAUUUUGUUAACAUCAACACAUACUCGUAAUACUUAUGUAUGAUCCUUUUUUAUUACAAUCCAUAACCGGCAUUCAUUUUAUGCCAUUUUUGUAAUGUUAUUUGUGUAUCAGAUUAUAAUGUAAUUUAUACAUGUAGAUCUGCGUCUUUCACAUUUUAUACACAUUUUUAUAGAGUUAUAUGUAUUGGAAAAUUAGUAUAAUGCGUUUAUUGUUGAAUAUUUGUAUGUAUCUUUUUUAUAAUUUGGUUUAAAUAUUUCUUUUCUUAUCUUAUUAUAAAAUACAGCCCUUACUUUACAAAAACAUGAUUACGUCCUAAGCGUGUUCCUUUGUUAAUCCAGUCAUGCAUGUUAACCAAUGACCUAAAUUCUGCCAAGUCACUGGUUUUCCUGGCUAGCUCAGGCAACCCAUUCCAUGCUCUAAUAGCACUAGGGAAGAAGGAGUGUUUGUACAAAUGUUUUUGUUUGGUGUAAUGCACAAAUUGUUUGGCUUCUGUGUCAGUAGAGCGUCUGAGUCAGUUUUAUAGUUUACAUUAUGGAAGAGACAUUAGCUUACUAGCCUAGAUUGCAUAUGUAUACUUGUCUAUAUCAGCCUUUCUCCACCUUACAGAAUGUAGCUAACUCCAGCUAGUACUCACACAAUUAUGUAACAAUAAAUUCAUUAAAUAAAAACAUAUAUUACUAAAUGCAGAUCAUGGAAACUAACUCUAAGGCAUUUUAUGUCUCAUGUGAUUAUACUGUCCCCUUAGGGAGAAUAUUGUGGCUUGAAAGACCACUGAUUGUUCGUAACUUUCACGGUUGUGACUAUGUGUACAUUUGAAAUCACCAAAGGCUUUCUUUUGUUCUUAGUAAUUUCAUCAUUAGUGAGCCAGUCCUCCAUCCUCAGGGAAAUUGUAUAAAGAACAAUGACACACUAAAUAAAAGAUUGUCAUAAUGAACAGUUUUAUUUCUUGGUGUUUGACCGGAAAAAUUAACAGAACAAUUUAAUUUGACUUACCUUUAUAUUAGGAAACUACCAUUUCAUUCAAUGUGUGCUAGAGUCUUCAUAACACGAAUCUUAAUUUGUGUUGAACUAAACUUCAAGUCUGCUCUUGAAUCGUGCACAUCAACGUAGUGAAUCCAAUGUUAUUACAUAGUAGCUCAGAUUAACCACAGACAGUUUUGUUUUUUUAGUUUAUUUCCCCUAUAAAACCUAUGUUUUUAUACAACCAAGAGUUUCAAAGACUUGCCUCUUUUAGACCCGUAGCCAGUCUGCCACGACAUAUAUCGUACUUUAAUUUCUCAAAGGCCGGUUUUAGAUAUGACGCAGACCAAGGCAAUAACGCAACUUGUAGUGAAUGCCGUUAUUACAUUCCAAUAGCUGAUGUCAAUCGAUCUCUAUCAAACGCUUACUAUCAUGCUGACGGAUGUUCCUUUGUGAAAGCAGACGAUUCAUUUGAGUUAGUCGGGUGGGAACAAUCAAAGAUAGAUGGCGACUUUCAAGAAGGACCUGACAAUACGAACUUGUUUCAAAGAUUAUAUUCAUUCUUGGAUUACCCAUUUCCGGAUGAACGUACAGAACCAUCAAUUCUAGCAGAAAAUGGAUUCUAUUUUGUUGGGCCAUGUAAAACUAUUCAGUGCUAUCUUUGCGGAACAAUUCUUCAGCUGCACGAAGAGAUGUCCCAAAAUUUCCUUCAAUAUUUCCAAUGUGCACGUUGUUGUUACAUCUCAGAAACAACUCCUUUUCAAGAUGAGAAUUUAAACGAUAGUGGUAGAGGACUUUUCUCUAUCCCACGUAGUCAGAAUCACUCAACAGAGUUUCAACGCCUUUGCAGCUUCCUUGAUGGAUGGCCAGAAAAAUUUCUGCUGCCUCCCAAGCUUCUUGCUUCUGCUGGAUACUAUUACACUGGUUUUGGGACUAUCGUAGCCUGUUAUCAAUGCGAAAUAAGGAGACGCCCAGAAGACGAAGGCUUUGAAAAUUUUUUACAGAACCUGGCAUGUUCCAAAUGCAUUCAAGAUAACAUUUCUCAGGGUAUAGAUAAUUCAAAUCACCAGACUAACCUUGACCUUGAAAGUGAAGAGAGCGCCAGAGCCAAUGAUGUUUCUACAUUAGGUGGAGCAUCAACAGGAGCCUUGCCAGUUUUAAACCAAAGCGAUGACUAUUGUUGAUAGUUGUGCCUGUGUGCGUGUGUUUGUAUAUAUAUAUAUAUAUAUGUGUUGUUGUUUUUAUUAUUAUGACUUAUUACUUAAGCUCAUAGCAUAA
Biomphalaria glabrata is the source of this 4472-nucleotide messenger RNA. RefSeq names its product baculoviral IAP repeat-containing protein 7-B-like. The record is from RefSeq and is a predicted model, not a curated record. Gene Ontology annotation, cellular component: cytoplasm; nucleus. Bases 200 to 1441 code for a protein of 413 amino acids. The transcript is spliced from 14 exons. NCBI's taxonomy places the organism in Eukaryota, Metazoa, Mollusca, Gastropoda, Planorbidae.